Messenger RNA from Rotaria socialis, 1053 nucleotides. The record is from the annotation of a GenBank genome assembly. Lineage: Eukaryota; Metazoa; Rotifera; Eurotatoria; Philodinida; Philodinidae.
AUGGUCGAUCGUCAGGUAUUUAUUGGAAAUUUGUGUAAUAUAUCAAAUGAUGUACUACGUACAUAUUGCGAAUCAUAUGGUUCAUUAUCAGAACUCUCUAUUAAUAGAGAUAAAGAAAAUAAUGUCUAUCAUUGUUUCGCUUUUGUUACUUUUCAAUUCACUGGUAGUACCUCUGAAUUUAUGUCUAAUCGACCACAUAUUAUCUCAGGCGAAGAAGUAUUUGUUAAACGUGCAUUACCACGUACAACAUCAUCCAUACCGGAACGGCUUAUUGUGACUAAUCGAUUGAUUUUACAAAAUUUACACAAGUACAAUAAACAACUUGUUCGAAGUUAUUUUCAAAAAUUUGGUUUUAUUAAAAAAGUUGAUACUGAAUAUGGUUUUAUUGAUUUUGAGGAUUACGACGAUGUUGAUCGUAUUUUACUUGCUCGACCACACUACAUUCGAGAUAAAGAAAUAGUUGUAACUAAAUUUGUUCCAACUGAACAAAAAGAUAAUCUGGAUAAUGCAUUUAUACGUUCAAAUCCUCAUCGAUUAAGUACAAAUCACACUCGACGACACACAAAUAAAAAUGAAGAACAUGAUAGAACUACAAGAGCAUCGACUGAUACAAUCAAAAUUUCAUGUAGUAAAAAAGUCGAGAAAAAUUCGUGCCAUAUAACAUCGAAUACGAAGCAAUGUGAUAGAGAUGGCAACGAAAAUGAAGAAAUGAAUAGUAAUUAUUUAAAUGAUCCAUAUGAACAUCUUGAAGAAGAAUUUCAAGAAUAUAAAAAAGCAAAAGAAAUUGAAAUAUGUACUUUACGAAUGGAUUUAGAACGUACAAAAAAACAAUUAAUCGGUAUAACACAAGAAAAACUUAAUGUUUUAAUAAAUAAUCAAAAAUGCUUUCAUAACGAACUAAUGCUUCGCCUAUCUUCGAAUGAUACAUCAGUUCAUAUACAAACAAUUGAAAAUCAAUUGCCUUCAACUCCAGAUCAAAUAACAAAAAAACGAAAAUUAGAAACAUCAUCGCCAUCAUCACCAAUUCAUCGUGAAUACGACUAUUAUUCAUAG